AGAAUCAGUCUCUGGAGGUCGAGAGUUGCUCCUCUUCCUCUGAGCAGCAUUGUUUCUAAGUAACAUGAGAAACCAGCCAUCCUGCAUAGCCUAAUUUCCCUGGCACACAAACUGAGGGGCAGAGGCAAGAAAGGAACAGCUGCAUCAAGAGGGAAUUCCUCUUCAUAAAUACCUGAAGUCAGAGAGGCUCCAAACCCAAAUCCUGAAGCCUAUUGCAAUAAAUGACACAGAUCCACUGAGUUGAUGUUACAAUGACAACCAGAAUAUGGAAAGAAAACUCCUGAAGAAACAGAUAGAAAAACUCCUGGGAGAUUAUGUUGGCAUCAGACUACGAGAAAAAGGAUUCGAUCCAAGAGGACAAAGGCAGUCCACCUUUCUAGAUGACAUGGCCCAUUACAACUUAGCCCUCAGUGUUGCUUUGAUGUGGUUAAGUGACUCAGAUGCUCAGACUACACUGACAAGAGAGAAAAUGAAUUUUGCAGCUCACAAUCGAUACACAUAUCCCAACCGAAUUGAGAGAGAAGCUAUGAUAUUAUCUUCAUGUGCUGGAAUACUAAUGAACAGCAUUCCUAUAGAAAAGAUCUUUGAGAUUUACAGCAUGAAGCCCUCAACAACACACUGGCAGAGCUCUGCAAAAGUGAGUGACUUGUUUUUUCAGCACAUCUAUAAAAGUGAAGUUAUUCUAUAAUAUCUGUGCCU
Molecule: messenger RNA, 699 nt
Organism: Sturnus vulgaris (Common starling)
Lineage: Eukaryota; Metazoa; Chordata; Aves; Passeriformes; Sturnidae
Source: RefSeq, a predicted model, not a curated record